Molecule: messenger RNA, 2930 nt
Organism: Lucilia sericata (common green bottle fly)
Lineage: Eukaryota; Metazoa; Arthropoda; Insecta; Diptera; Calliphoridae
Exons: 4
Coding region: 187-2601 (804 amino acids)
Source: RefSeq, a predicted model, not a curated record
AAAAACCAUACAUAACCUGGCAUAAAUAAGUAGUAAAUAAGUUAAGAAUUACACUAAUUUUAUAAAAACGCACAAGAAAUUUUCGUCAAAAACAUUAUUAAAAAUAGAAGUAAAAAAUAUUAAAUUGAAAGGAAUUGUUUGAAAACAAAGCACAAUAAUUUUUAUUAACGCAAAAGGAAAGAUUCAAUGGCUGCUGUGUUAAACAGUUGUGCCACCAGCAACACGAUAAGACAACACGAUAUUAAUUUUGAAUCGUACGAAGGAUAUCAUCACCCACAUUUAGGCCCAUUAUCUUCAUUAACCUCAUUUACGACAGCACUGGGAAGCCAACAAUAUUUGCAUCAGUUGCAGUUAUACGACACCACUACCAUGUAUCCUUCGCUGCCAAAGUAUCACCGGUCUUCGGCACAACAGCAACUGACUACGCCUAAUCACCAUACGUCUGCAUACGCAAAUCAUCAUACCAAUAGCGUUGUAAGCCAUCAUCAAUUCAAUUCCUCGUCGUUAGCGUAUGGUAUGCCAGUCAGUUCGGGUUAUUCCUCACAACAUUCCACUUUACAAAAACAAUAUUCUGCGGCAUCAGUUCAGAGAUCUUCGUCAUCGGCGGAGGCUUGUCGCAGUUAUUGGGGUCAUAGUCAUCCCACCUCUUCGGUACUGUACCGUAAUGAUCGCCAUCAAUCAAAGCGUAAAUCUGCAGUAGAACUUUUGGCAGAAAGUAAGCCUUUUUUUGUAAAGACCGAAAAUAUUAUAGAACGUACAAAUUUUGGUGCCAGCACUCUGGUUUGCAGUGGAAAGAGAGGUCGUAAUGGCUCUAGUGUGGUCUUGGAUGAGGGUAAAUACAAUCCAUCGUAUGGGGAAACAACUUACACUGCCGCUGAAGCUGAAAGGCGUUACGGUACAACCAAGGCUCAUCGUCGUUCUUCUCACAUUCAUCAUCAUCAUAGCAACCAUGCUUCUCAACAAUGUUCUGCGAAUAAUACCAUGUAUCAUGGUAAGUUCAGAAUGUCGUUGUCAAGUGACGGUUCACAAGAACGCGAUAAACUUGCUCGUUAUCGCAAAGAACACUAUGGCGAACCCCUAGUUUUAAAUGAGACAAAAUCGGUUUCAUUUGAAGAGGAUGUGGCAUUUCGCAUACCUCCGCCUUUAUACUUUUCUCAACAAAACUACAAUAGUAUGUAUGAUAGUGGCGACGAGCCAUUGGUUUUGACCGAAAAUUAUAGACCUAUAAGUCCUCCAGCUGAAUAUGCCGAGGAUUCGACAGAAGUUCAUAAUGAUACUAGACCAAGGUACAAUUAUCAGCGUUCAUAUUCACACUCACAUGAGGCCAAUGAUAAAUCUAAAUACACUGCCGCAUCAUACAAUAUUAAUAGCCACAAAUCCCUGCCUGAUUUACACACACAAAUCAACCGUCAUUCACCACAUAGUGAAAUUUUAAGUUGCUGUAGUCGGGGCAAUAGAUCCAUUAAAUCCGCUGGAGAAUCUUCAUUAAAUCGUGAUUCAGGUGGUUCUUCGGGUCACUACACCCACCGUAGUGAACCGUGUUACCGCCAACAUCGAGUUGAGCUCGAUCGAGAGGAAAGAGCUAAGAAAUGUUGCAGUGCCACCACACGGGUUGAGUAUAGACGUGAUAGUGGCUCAUCUACACAACAUAGCAACAAUUCAUAUUGUGACUACUCUUGCAAGCCGAUGAAUGAAAAUUUCGACUCUCCGGAUUAUUUAUUUAAUUUCACUACACCCGAAGUACCAGAAGCCUUUCAAGAUGACUACAUACCACCAUCACCACGUUAUCAAAGUGACGACACUCGCUAUUAUAGUUCCUCGACUCAUCAAACUCAUGCUAGUCAGAGUUAUAUGAAACAUAAAGCCUCAUCCGAUGAACCUAUUGUGCAGUCGCCUGGAUCUCAACCAUCUAUUGAGGACAUUAGUCCUCCACCUAUUCAAUUUAAGCGCCAAAAAUGUAUCCGAUUUAAAAGACACAACCGCAUAUCGCUACCAGUGCAACCCUCAGCACCUCCCUACUCGGCCAAUGAUCACUCUCAUACAUCACCAAUGGAUACCUACAGAAGAUCAGAGCAUCAUCGUUAUUUCUUCCCCAAAUGCUUCUCAGCUGAUGAAUACCAGCAGCAGCAGCAUGCACCACCGCCACAGCAUCAACAUUCACAAUCACAACAGCAAACACCGCAGAAACCUCCCCUACCAUCGCAGCAAAUAUCACAACAACAACAAAUAAAAGAGUUCAGAGAUCAAUAUGCCAAUCAUGCUCUUCGACGUUCUCAUGAAUUGUUGCAUACAUCGUCAGAGCCACUAAUGGAUUUGGAGAAAUUUUUCGAUCGGUUGGGUUUGAAUGAUGAUAAAUUUCAUGAAAUCUAUACAUUUUCAAAAAGAAAACACAGUAACGGCAGCAGUGAUGGCAGUAAUAGUACAGUUUUUUUCUCCGAUGUUAGUACCGUUGACUCUAUGCGUUUGCCCGAUAGUACCGAGACACAGCCACAGGCACCACAGACCUAUAGACCCACUGAACCACCAUCGAUUGUGGAACGUAAUGCACGCAUAAUAAAAUGGUUGUGUAACAUACGUAAGGUUCAAAAUAAUGGAAAUUAAAGAUAUUGGAAAAAUACAUUGUUGUGAACGUGAAAAAUGAAAACUGGUAGAACUGAAUACCAGAUCCAAUAUUGAUGAACUUCAAUUAUUUAUAUUUUUUUCAGUUUAAAUUUCGAUGUUAUAUUAAGAGAUAUCUAUUCGAAAGACAUGCUCCGAUUUUAUAGUAAACUACUACGUAUAUGUACACAGCGUAUGUAUUUCAACCAAGUCAUAAUUACAAUUUUUAUCGAAUAUGUUCAGUCUUCCACUUUUAGUUGUGUUAUUCAAAUAAUUUGUAAACAAAACACAUUAAACAAAAAAAACAAAAAAAAAAAAAAAAAAAAAAAAAA